AUGUCGUCGGUCGAGUAUUUACGUCCAACAAUCCAUAGUAGGUUCUGCUUAAAUUCGAAUUCUAAUGCUUAUCACUGCCGCCAUGGAUUGGGUUUCGUUCGUGGUCAAGCUAAGGUUUUCAACCCGGAAGCGAGACGGGUUGUUUCGAAUACGGCGGCGUCCAAGUCAGUCGCUUUGUACAGACAGGGCAGAGCUGUGAGAGUUUCGGAGAGGUUCAGUCUCUGGAAGAGCCAUGGAGGGUUCAGGACGGUUAGGGUUUCGGCGAGUGGUCAGGACAAAGAUUCAGGAGAGAAGAGCGAGGCGAAGGCGAGCGAGGGCCAAGGGGUGAACAACAACAAGCCCAAUUCGAGCUCGCCGGCUCCGAAUCGGCGCAGAGAGAGCCAAAAGAAAGCGAAUUGGUGGUGGUCCAAAGGAGGGAAAUGGCGGUGGCAGCCCAUAGUUCAAGCCCAAGAGAUUGGAAUCUUGCUCUUGCAAUUGGGUAUUGUGAUUUUCGUUAUGCGGUUGCUCAGACCUGGAAUUCCAUUACCAGGGUCGGAGCCGAGGACUCCGACGACGUUUAUUAGCGUGCCGUACAGUGAUUUUUUGAGUAAGAUUAAUAGUAACCAGGUGCAGAAGGUUGAGGUUGAUGGGGUUCAUGUUAUGUUCAAGUUGAAGUCUGAGCAGGGUGAGCAAGAAAGUGAAGUGAGUGGUGGGGCUAGUAAGUUUCAAGAUUCGGAGGCUUUGAUAAGAAGUGUGGCUCCGACGAAGAGGGUGGUUUACACGACGACGAGGCCAAGUGAUAUAAAGGCGCCGUAUGAGAAGAUGCUUGAGAAUGAGGUGGAGUUCGGGUCUCCCGAUAAGCGGACAGGUGGAUUUUUGAACUCCGCAAUGAUAGCUUUGUUUUACGUUGCUGUGCUUGCAGGGCUUCUGCACCGGUUCCCUGUAAGCUUUUCUCAGCACACAGCUGGUCAGAUUAGGAACCGAAAAUCUGGAGGCUCUGGCAGUGCUAAAGCAUCUGAACAAGGGGAAACAAUAACCUUUGCUGAUGUUGCUGGUGUUGAUGAGGCUAAAGAGGAGCUAGAAGAAAUUGUGGAAUUUCUUCGGAAUCCAGACAAGUAUGUACGACUUGGUGCUCGUCCUCCACGAGGAGUUCUCUUGGUGGGUCUUCCUGGGACAGGCAAGACUCUUCUUGCCAAGGCUGUGGCUGGGGAAGCUGAAGUGCCCUUUAUAAGUUGCUCUGCUAGUGAGUUCGUAGAGUUGUAUGUUGGCAUGGGUGCCUCUCGCGUAAGGGAUCUAUUUGCACGGGCAAAAAAGGAGGCACCGUCAAUAAUAUUCAUUGAUGAGAUAGAUGCUGUAGCAAAAAGUCGGGAUGGAAAAUUCCGUAUUGUCAGCAAUGAUGAGCGAGAACAAACCUUGAAUCAGUUGCUCACUGAGAUGGAUGGGUUUGACAGCAAUUCUGCAGUUAUUGUCCUUGGAGCAACUAAUCGCUCAGAUGUCUUAGACCCAGCACUUCGUCGACCAGGGAGAUUUGAUCGUGUGGUUAUGGUGGAAACACCAGAUAGGACGGGAAGAGAAGCGAUUCUAAAAGUGCAUGUUUCCAAAAAGGAACUCCCUUUGGCAAAAGAUGUUUACCUUGGUGACAUUGCUUCUAUGACUACUGGCUUUACUGGGGCAGAUCUUGCAAAUUUGGUGAAUGAAGCUGCUUUAUUGGCCGGAAGACAAAGCAAGGUGGUUGUGGAAAAAAUUGAUUUCAUUCAAGCUGUGGAGAGAUCAAUAGCUGGCAUAGAAAAGAAGACUGCCAAGUUGCGGGGAAGUGAGAAGGCUGUAGUUGCACGGCAUGAAGCUGGUCAUGCAGUAGUAGGGACUGCUGUUGCAAGUCUUCUUCCUGGACAGCCACGUGUUGAGAAAUUGAGCAUAUUGCCACGGUCAGGAGGGGCAUUGGGCUUUACUUAUACUCCUCCGACAAGCGAAGAUAGAUAUUUACUCUUCAUUGAUGAGUUACGUGGACGUUUGGCUACGCUUCUCGGAGGACGCGCAGCAGAAGAAUUUGUAUAUGCAGGUCGUGUAUCAACAGGUGCACUUGAUGAUAUACGACGAGCGACUGACAUGGCAUACAAAGCAGUAGCUGAGUAUGGUCUCAAUCAAACAAUUGGCCCUGUGUCUAUAGCAACACUAUCUGCUGGUGGAAUGGAUGAGUCGGGGGGAGGUGCUCCUUGGGGAAGGGAUCAGGGGCAUCUUGUUGAUCUUGUUCAAGGAGAGGUUAAAGCAUUGCUACAAUCUGCUUUGGAUGUAGCCCUAUCUGUCGUGCGUGCUAAUCCUAGUGUUUUGGAGGGUCUCGGUGCUCAUCUGGAAGAAAAAGAGAAAGUAGAAGGUGAAGAGCUACAAGAGUGGCUAAAAUUGGUAGUUGCACCAACUGAAUUGGCAAUCUUCAUUAGUGGCAAGCAAGAGUCUCUCAUUAGUGGCAAGCAAGAGUCUCUUCUUCCAUUGCAGACUGGCUCCGCCCAAGCUGCCCAUCCAGAGAGAAGGGAAAGAAGUUGGGAUUAUAUCUGCACAAGCCUUCUCAAGUGUGUCAUCAAUAUUAAUUUCGGCACAACCGGGUUGGUCAUCUUUCGGAGAAGUGAACCAAUUGAUGGUUACCACUUACCAGCAUUGUUGCCAGAAAGCCAAAGAUUUUCAAAUUUGGCCAAACUAGUUUAUGUUUCAUACGUGAAAGACAAGAUGGUUUGUCCUAGUCCGGAAUUCCGCCAGUGUGAAGCUGUACUGACCCAAGGGUCGGCGAGGACAGGCAGGUGUUUUCAUGGUCAGUUUUGCCCAAAAGGGUAUGUCAAAGUCGAUUUGAAUAUUGCAGGCAUUGCAUGGGUGGUUGGUUAG
This is a messenger RNA of Prunus armeniaca (apricot), 2850 nucleotides long. The record is from the annotation of a GenBank genome assembly. NCBI's taxonomy places the organism in Eukaryota, Viridiplantae, Streptophyta, Magnoliopsida, Rosales, Rosaceae.